Messenger RNA from Bicyclus anynana (squinting bush brown), 3444 nucleotides. It is a transcript of the gene Fmo-1, whose product is annotated as senecionine N-oxygenase. The transcript is spliced from 8 exons. Gene Ontology annotation, molecular function: NADP binding; N,N-dimethylaniline monooxygenase activity; flavin adenine dinucleotide binding. NCBI's taxonomy places the organism in Eukaryota, Metazoa, Arthropoda, Insecta, Lepidoptera, Nymphalidae. Bases 175 to 1467 code for a protein of 430 amino acids. The record is from RefSeq and is a predicted model, not a curated record.
AUCAUUUACAUUCAUAGAGUCAACAAACCAAGUUACACGCAUUUCUGAAGCCUUAGUACACAUAGUUAACUGUUUACAGUGUGAAAUUAUUAAUUUACAUAGCAGCAGAUAAGUGUUGGUUUUUUUAAUAGUGAAUUUAUUUUCGAGGGCUAUUUUGGAAAUAAAAAUAACAACAUGCGAGUGUGUGUGAUCGGAGCGGGCGCGGCGGGGCUGUGCGCGGCGCGCCAUCUGCUGGCGGACGCCUGCGUGACGGCGGUGGACGUGCUGGAGCAGUCGGGUGCACUGGGCGGCACCUGGGUCUACACCGACACCGUGGGCUACGACGACUUCGGCCUGCCCAUACACACCAGCAUGUACAAGAGCUUGAGAACAAAUCUCCCGAAGGAGAUAAUGGGCUUCCCAGACUUCCCCAUUCCCGAGAGCGAGAGGUCGUAUCUACCCGCGAAAGACAUGCUCGCAUUCCUGCAGUUGUACUCUGACAAGCAUGGCGUUACCAGGCACAUAAGAUUCAAUCACCAUGUCCAGCUGGUUAAACCUAAGCAGGGGCCAAAAGGUGAACUUUGGGACAUCACGUUCAAGGACCUCAACAAUGGGCUGAUCAAGACCAAGGAGUACGACUAUGUGUUUGUGUGUAACGGUCAUUAUAACACGCCGUUCAUACCGAAUAUACCAGGACUAAAGGAAUUUAAAGGUGACGUGAUGCACAGUCACGACUACAGAGUCCCGGACAUCUUCACCGGCAAACGAGUCCUGGUCAUCGGCGCCGGUCCGUCCGGCAUGGACAUUGCAUACGAGAUCACCAGCGUCACCGAGAGGGUCGUCCUGAGCCACCAUCUCAAGGAGCAGCCCCGGACAGUGUUCCCUGACAAUCUAGUGCAGAAGCCGGACGUGGUCAAACUUGAAGGAAACACUGCGUUCUUCCAAGAUGAUACCCAAGAAGAGGUCGAUGUAGUGUUUCUCAGUACUGGCUAUCUGUACAACUUCCCGUUCCUGCACGCGUCGUGCGACAUCGCCGUGGAGGACAACUGCGUGGGGCCGCUGUACAAGCACCUCGUCAACAUCGCGCACCCCUCCAUGUGCUUCAUCGGCAUACCGUACUACGUGUGCGCCUUCUCCAUGUUUGAUCUUCAGGUCCGAUAUUACCUGCAAUCAAUAAACGGGACCUUCGCACUGCCCUCCCGAGAAGAGAUGACGGCGCACUGCGAGGAGGAGAAGCGAGACCGACUGAUGCGAGGGUUCACCAAGCGGCAGACGCAUAUGAUGGGGCCCGAUCAGGAAAAGUACUACUCGUCGUUGGCCACCGAGGCGAAGACUACCAACCUGCCAUCCGUAAUCACUAAAAUAAGAGAAGAGAGUUCCGUCCGUUUCCUGCACAACCUGCAGAGCUACCGGCAAGACGUGUACAAGGUCAUCGAUGAUGACACCUACGAAAUUAUAAGCAACGGCAAACGGGAGAUUCUAUGUUAAUUAAAUAGCAGCACAUGUUACUUGCGAAAGUUCAUUAUAAGUAGUGGCUAUUUUAUUUAUUUUGCUAAAACCAUAAAAAACCUACAACGGUUUUCGUUUUUUUAUGGUUUCGUUGGUUUAUGGUUUUAUGGUCAGCCUCUCUUAAAGAUGCUCCGAUUUACGUUAUUCACGUCUGCGGUGUGAAUCGUGUGUAGAGGAUUUUCUGGUGGGUCUGGGUGGUUUGGUCUGGUUUUUCGUGGAUAAUAGUAAAGUAAAUAACAUAAAAUAGUCACUAUCUAUGUUGAUUCUAAAUGUGGUGGGAAAGAAAACAUUACUACAACAAAAAGGGUCCAUUACAAUAUUUUUAUUUUCUAAAAGUAUAUACCGUAUCUUUAGACAUGACCAUUAAAAAAAUCUUCUAAAUAAGCCUUUGUGCUUAUUUUUAUUAGAGGAAAGUGGGUACGACAAUAAUCCAACGGCCCUUAACUUAACUAAAGGUAAGUAUUUUACGCUAAAAGUAUACAUAUUAAGCAUAUAUUGUCCUAGCCAAGCAGAAAGUUGUACUUUGGGUAGGUACGACAAAAGUCCAACUGGCGCGAAUUGAACCUUAGACCUUUUCAGUUUGAGUCAGUCUUUAUUUUAGAAUUAGGUUUGAAAAUAACUGAUAAAAGAUAAUGUCAUUAACUAUUUCCUCACUACUGGUACUGGACUGGUACUACUACUACUAGUAGUACUAGUAUUAGUAUAAUGACAUUUUUGACUGCAUAGUUAUUAAUUAUAUUGUGUUGUUUCCGAAUAACGAAAGUAGAUACUUAGAAUUAAAAUAAUUUAAAAUAUUCGUUAUAAUUGCAGUGGACCCUUUAUUUGUUGUCAGAUAUAAUAUAAGAAAUGAGAAAAAAUAUGCCUUUUCUUACAUUGGUGAUGGAUACAUGUUAGACCUACCAUGAAGAUGAUCUAUAUUUGAAGAGUUUUUUACUUUUAGAGAAACGUUGGUGUGUGAAACUUAAAAAUAAAAGGAAUGUUGGGAAGCAGAACAUGUACCUAUACAGCGGCAGAUCUAAAUUUAAAUAAAUAAUUAUCAUCAUCGUCUGCAUAGUGUCAGCGGCGAUGACUAUGAUGCCUUUGUAAUACCUACAGCUGUUGUCUUAGUAUCAGUAAAAAAUAAUUAAUUUAAUUUAUUAUUUAUACGUAAAGGGUGUUUAUUGUUAAUAUUUUAUUUUAAAAUAAAUAAAACACAUAAAAUCAGCCAAAAAUAUUUUAUUUAAGCGUAUUUAUAAUCUUUAUAUUAUCAAUGCUGAUAUAUUAUUACUCUUUAAAUCUAAUAAUUAUUUGUAUGGCUUUCCCUUCUGAUUAAACUCUAAUUGAGAAUAAUUCAUAAAAUCCACACAAGUCUCGAAGCGAAGUAACAAUCUAAUUUUACUCAAUACGCUACGUGCUGUAUCGAUUUUGAUGAAUUAUAAACAAAAUGUUAGUACACACUCGGGCCGAGUUUAGACUCGCUCAUCGACAAAUUUGUACUUGUUUCAUACAACUUUCAAAAUUAUAAUCGAUACAUUUACCGUUAUACAAAAAUACCUCAAUCUCUGAAUAUUGUUUUCAAAUUCGAAUUUUGUUACUUUUUUUCAUAUAACUUUUUUUUUCCAAUAGUAUAUAUUUUGUAAAUAAAUCAAAUAAACUUACACUACAACUUAUCCAACUUAAAACUAAACUAUUAUAACAAAGUACGACGCACAUAAAUUAUAUAAUAAACAAUAAAUGAAAGUAAAUUAAUAUUUUUUUCGUGUAUCUAUUGUUUAUUAUUUAAAUCAUUCACAAAAAUCUGUCAUUACAAUGAAGUACGGUAUAUUAAAAGAAAAAAAAACAACUUUAACCCUUAACAAUAUUUACUCGAGAGCUUAGCCUUGCAUAUUUCGUUUUAUUUUCUCGGAAGAGGAAUUGGGCGGGGUCACUAGUUCUACAUAAUAUAUAUUUAACAAAUUACUUUAUCAACAUUCAUAA